GAUUUCAGAAAAAUAGAAUUAUUUAGUUUAAAAUAAAUAUGUUUUAAGGUUUUAACUCUAAGGGUUUUGCAGGAAUAUUAAAUAAACUAUAUUUUGAAAAUAAAUAUGACUUCGAGAAAUUUAUUCACAUUAUUUUAUCGAUUUAAAAAUGGUUAUAAACAUAAAUGUAAAAGCUUAAAUAACAUUACUUUUUAUAGUUUUUCCAGCCAGUCACAUGACCGAGAAAUUACUAAGGAAUUGAGUAAUAAGUUUUUUGCUGAACCUGUACAAGAUUUAUUGUUUAAACUUACUCAUGUUGAUGUACAAAUAGCAUUUAGAAAGCGUUUUAUUGGACAAAAUCCUGACACUCCAAUUUAUAAAUUUAUGACCACUGCAGAAGUUGAAAAAAUGCAAGCUGAAGUUAAUAUUAAAGCUAAAGAAAAAGUUCAGAUGCCACCAAUAGUACCAUUACGUACUGAUUUGGGACAAGUUUUGGAAAUUAAUAAGGAUAUUAUUGGUUUUGAUAGCGCCAAAUUCAUAUUUACAGAUAUUACUUUUGGAAUAUCUGAUAAAAGACGAAUAGUUGUGGUUCGAGAACCUGAUGGAACACUGAGAAAAGCUAAUGAGGAUGAACGUCAUGCUGUCAAUCAAAUAUAUUUUCCUCAAUCAGGAAGAGAAUUAAAACAUCCUGUGAUGUUUGAUGAUACAAAUUUGAAGCCUCUUCUUGAUAAUGGCGACUAUGAAUUCAUAUUGGAUCGUGCAUGUUGUCAAUUUGAACCUGACGAUAAAAAUUACCACCGUGUUGUAUUCAGUACUUAUAAACAUGUUGAUGAUUCUAAAAAUUAUCAUGUUUUGGAGUCCACAAGACAUUUAGGACCACUAUUAUUUUACUUGGCUUUUAAUAAAAAGCCAGAUAACUUUUUAUUGUAUUGUUUACAGACUGAAAGGUUUGAUGAUGUUUUAUUGUUUAUACAAUUAUAUACAAAGAUAAAUCAAGGUCUGGAAAAUGAAUUGGACAAUUCUAAAGAUCAAUUUCAAUUAAUAGAGGAUUUCAUAAAUACUGAAUGUAUUGAUAAAGUAAACCUGAAAGAAGCAUUAAAAAGUUAUACUACAAGGAAUAGUGAAAUAUUAUCUAAAUAAAA
Messenger RNA from Melanaphis sacchari, 1121 nucleotides. It is a transcript of the gene mRpS22, whose product is annotated as 28S ribosomal protein S22, mitochondrial. Lineage: Eukaryota; Metazoa; Arthropoda; Insecta; Hemiptera; Aphididae. The record is from RefSeq and is a predicted model, not a curated record. Gene Ontology annotation, cellular component: mitochondrial small ribosomal subunit. Gene Ontology annotation, molecular function: structural constituent of ribosome. The coding region runs from base 106 to 1119 and encodes 337 amino acids. The transcript has 7 exons.